Messenger RNA from Plasmodium adleri (nom. inval.), 12639 nucleotides. RefSeq names its product erythrocyte membrane protein 1, PfEMP1, putative. Gene Ontology annotation, cellular component: membrane. The transcript is spliced from 2 exons. NCBI's taxonomy places the organism in Eukaryota, Apicomplexa, Aconoidasida, Haemosporida, Plasmodiidae. The coding region runs from base 1 to 12639 and encodes 4212 amino acids. The record is from RefSeq and is a predicted model, not a curated record. Gene Ontology annotation, molecular function: host cell surface receptor binding.
AUGGCGCAAAAGGUUGGCACCCAAAAAUCCGUGACUGACAUCGCAAAAGGGGUGCAAGGGGCGGCUAAAAGGAAAUUGCGUACUAAUAGUAGUUUGGUAGGUCAUAUAUCAAAGGCACAAUUUAGAAAUGAUAUUGAUGGAAAAAAACUGCAAAACAAUAUUUGCGACAUUGACAAAGACAUACAUACUAAUGAUAGUCGUGAAAAAAAAGAGAGACCUCAAGGUCCAUGUACAGGAAAAGGUGAACGAUUCAUUAUAGGAGCAACAUGGAAACAGAAAGAUACAGAAAUGCGUCAAGGUCACGAAGACAUCUACAUUCCACCAAGACGUCAACAUAUGUGUACUUCCAAUUUGGAGAAUUUAUAUGUGGAUAGCAUAGGACUUCAAGGCAAUAAAGCUAGUCACUCAUUAUUGGGGGAUUUGUUAUUAGCAGCACAAAUUGAAGGAAAAUAUAUAGCAGAAAAACUUAUUAAUGAUAAAUCACAAAUUUGUCGUGCUAUGAAAUAUAGUUUUGCAGAUCUUGGCGAUAUAAUUCGAGAAAGGGAUAUAUGGAGUGAAAAUGACGACAUGAAGAAGAUACAGAAAAAUUUAAAAACUAUUUUUAGUAAAAUUAGAGACAAUAUUUCUGAUACCAACACCAAAAAUAAAUAUGAAGAUACUGAUGGUAAAUAUUUAAAAAUGAGGGUAGAUUGGUGGGAAGCAAAUAGAAAAGAAAUAUGGAAAGCCAUGACAUGUUCUGCUCCAAACGAUGCUAGGUAUGCAACACUUACAUCUAAUGGCAUGAUGCAUUGGUCAAGUGGUAAAUGCGGCCGUAAUAACCCUCCAUAUGACGAUUAUAUUCCCCAACGGUUACGAUGGUUAACAGAGUGGAGCGAAAACUACUGUAAUCAACUAGAACGUAAUUAUAAAUCUGUGGAUGAACAGUGUAAAAAAUGUAAAAAGAGGGUAAAAAAAGGAAAAUGCAUGUAUAAUAUGAAUGAUGAGGAAGAUAAUUGUAAGCGUUGUGUAGAUAAUUGUACAACUUAUAAAGAACAUGUUCAACAAUGGAAGAAACAAUGGAAUGAGCAUAAAGAAAUAUACAAAAAAUUAUACCAAGAAGAAAAUAGUGGAGGUAAAAGUAGUAAUGGUGAUUAUUCAACUGAAAAACAACUUGAAGAUUUUUUCAAAAAACUUAAAGAAAACAAAUAUGACAAUGCUGAAAAUUUUAUAAAAUCAAUGAGGGGAUAUGCGUAUUGCACACGAGCACACCAGACUAAUAUCGAGAACGAAAAUGACCCCGCUCACGUGUUUAGUGAAACUCCAAUAAAAUAUAUGAAUGAAUGUAGUUGUGUGCAUGAUCCGAACCUAUCUGGCGGCAACACUAAUUCAUGUAAUUCUAAAACUAGAAAUGUUAUACAAGCAGCAAAAACGUUACAGGAAACGGCAAAUACACAAUUGGAAUCUCGUGGUAGUAGAAAUUUGUUGAAAGGAAAUGCAAAACUAGGUGAAUAUAAGAAUAAGGGUAAUGGAAAUGAUUUGAAUGACAUAUGUGAUAUAACGGACAGAUAUUCCAAUGAUAUUCGUCAUUCUAAUGGUACAGGUACUAAUAAAUAUGAGGGACCAUGUACAGGAAAAGGUAUAUAUCAUGGUACAGGCACGAGAUUUGUCAUUGGAACCAAAUGGGAAACAAAAGAAGAAGAAGUAAAUUCAAACCACAAAGAUGUUCUAUUACCACCUAGACGUCGACAUAUGUGUACCUCAAAUUUAGAGAAUUUAGAAGUGGAAAAGGGUCCACUUAGUGGAUCUAAGGUUAAUGAUUCCUUUUUGGGCGACGUGUUACUUUCUGCGAAUAAAGAAGCAGAAUUGAUAAAAUUAAAUUAUAGUGACCCAAAGGAUCAUCCUGCUGCUUGUCGUGCUGUACGUAACAGUUUUGCUGAUAUAGGCGACAUUAUAAGAGGAAGAGACAUUUGGGAUAAAGACACGGAUGCAAAACGAUUACAAGGAAAUUUGGUAAAAAUAUUUGCUAAAAUUAAAGAAAAAGUUCAUAAAGAAUAUCCAGAAAAAUAUAAAGACGACACCCCCGAACAUAAACAAUUGAGAGAAGACUGGUGGGAAGCGAAUCGCGACCAAGUAUGGAAAGCAAUGAAAUGUCACUUAGAACAAUUAAAGGCAGUACAAGAUAGACCAAAUUGUAAAGAUGGAGAUACUGAAAAACCAUUACAAUAUUGCGGCUAUGAUAAUGAUACACCAUUGGACGAUUAUAUACCUCAAACUUUUCGAUGGUUAACUGAAUGGGGAGAAAGUUAUUGCAAGAAAAUAAAACGUGAUUACGACGAUGUUAAAGAGAAAUGUGACAAAUGUAAGAGUAAUAGUAGAGAAUGUUCGAAAGGAAGUGGAGAUUGUAAGAAGUGCUCGAAUAUGUGCAGCAUAUAUACUGAUCAUGUAAAAGAAUGGAAAUCUGAUUGGGAAAAACAAAAACGAAAAUAUCAAACUUUAUACAAUAACCCUAAUAUUGGUGCUAAUGAUGAUGAAAGUGUGAAAAAAAUUAAUGAGUUUUUCGAAAAACUUAGGAAAGACGGAAUAAAGGAUUAUGAAAAUCCUGAAGAUUUUAUAGAAGCAAUGCGAGGUUAUACGUAUUGUCAAAAAGCAAAUCAGGUUAAAUACCUGGACAAGGAUAAAAGUGAUGACGCCCAUGUGUUUAGUGAAACUCCAAAAGAUUAUAAGACAGAAUGUAAUUGUGACAAGGAGCCUGCACCACCGCCUAAACCGCCACCUGCUGAACCAACAGAACCGUCACCUCCACCGACAUCGAAUACAUGUGAACAAAUAAUGGCUAGUGGGAUAAACCAGUGGGAUUGCGAAAAGGCCACAAGUGGUGGUGAACCAAAUAUGUGUAUCCGAAAAAGUGGUAGUAGUGUUGGCACAAAUAAUUCACCUGACGAUUUUAUCCUUUUAUUCAAUGACUGGUUGAACGAUAUGCAACGGACGUUACAAAGGAGUACUGAAAUGAUAGAACCGUCAUGCAAAGGCAAAUCACAAUAUAGUUAUAAACCAGCUGGAAAAGAAUGUGCCGAAUGUAAGCGUCGAUGUGAUUGUUACGAACAAAUAAAAAAGAAAAUCGAAGACCAAUGGUCAAAACAAAAAGAAUACUUCAAUGCAUACGUAAAUAAAGAAGGAAAGGUAAUGAAAAAUGUUGAAUUGAAUGUUUUUUUGGAAGCGCAUUGUAUGUUUAAUGAAAUUUCCAAAUCAAAAAAUAUAAGGACUACACAAAAUGGUAAUUACCAUGAGGAAGAAAAAAAAAAAUGUAACGAACUCAAAAAAGAAAAAGCGAAUUAUGUGGAUGCAUUGAUAGAUGAUAGUAGUGAUAAGCAAUCAAAAAUUUGUUAUGUAUGUGAUACAAACAAAAAUACACAAGAAGAGACGUUUGACAAAGAAACAUGUAAAGGUAUUGAUAAUAUUGACGAUCGUGAAUGUGGAUCAAAGGAUUAUACGGAAACAAAUUGGAAAUGUAGAGAAACACUCGGGACGUUAGAAAAAAAUACUUGUGUUCCCCCUAGAGGACAGAAAUUAUGUAUAGCAAAUAUGUAUACGGGUGGAAAAAUAGUAGCAGAUAUGUCGACCGAAUAUAGAAUAAAAUCCGAAAUACAACGAGCAAUAAAAAGAGAAACGAAAUUAUUGUGGGAUAAAUAUGCAAAAAAAGACAAGGAUAAAGAAAAAGGAUGUAGGUACAUACAAAGAAGUUUUAAUGAUUUCAAAAACAUAGUGACAGGAAAAAGUUUGUGGAAACCUAAUAGUAUUGGAGCCUUGGAAACAAAAGUUGGUGAAAUUAUUAAAUCUAAAAGUGGUGAUAGGAAAAAAUGGUGGAAACAAUAUGAAAAAGAUUUUUGGAAUGCAGUUAAAUGUGGGAUUGAAGAAGCUGGUGACAAGGGCAAUGAAUGUCCCCAGAUACAAUACGACAACGAGUAUGAUUCGCAAUUUUAUUGGUGGUUUAGGGAAUGGGGGGACGAUUUUUGCGAUAAAAAAAAAGAAAAGGCACAAAAAGUGAAAGACACAUGUAACAAGAGUGGAGCAAAUAAAUCAUGUUCUAGCGGUAGUGUUAAUGUUAUGGAAGAUGGAGAGUGUAAAAAAUCGUGUGAGGAAUAUAAGAAAUUAAUUAAAGAUAAUAGAGAAGCGUGGAAAACCUUUUCUAAACAUUUUGAUGAAGAGAUAAAAAAAGAAAAGGAUAAUGACUCCUAUUACAAUCCUUCAUUUUAUUUAUUAUAUAAUUGUGAUGAUUGUAACGGAACAAAUUUUGAAAAAGUAUUUAGAGAUGGUAUGGUUUAUGGAGAUUACCAAAAUACGUGUACAUGCGAACCAAGUAGAAGUGGUCGUUCUAUGCAGAAUACUGUGAGUAGUACUACCACUAAUAUAAAUCCAUGUGACCCCGAAAUCAUAACAUCGAGUUGUCAUGAAAAAAAUUUGAAUGGAACAUCAUGGAACACAACUAUUGUAUCUGAUAAUGAUAUGUUUAACGUUUAUUCCCCUCCACGACGUCAAAAACUCUGUUUAGGGAAUUUGACCUCAUUAACAGGUGGAGAAAAUCCGAAAUUAACUUUAGAAAAAGAAUUAUAUGCUGCAGCAAAGAAGGAAGCGGAACUAUUAAGAGAACUUCACAAAGUUUCAAGACGUACUACUGCACCCAAUGACAAAAAUGAUAAAGCCUGUAAAGCUAUAAAACGCAGUUUUUAUGAUUUCGGAGAUGUAAUAAAAGGCACGGAUAAGGAAAAAGGAUCGUAUGACAAAAUAGUCGAAUCACAAAUAAAGGAAAUUUUUAAAAAUGAUGAAAAAAAUGGCACUAUACCUACAGAGGAAGAAAUAAAAAAGUUACGUAAAACAUGGUGGGAAGAACAUAAAGAUAAGGUAUGGAAAGCAAUGAAUUGCGACAACAAAAAAUGUGGAGAUGACACAAAAGUACCUACUGACUAUUAUAAGAAUGACCAAUUUUUGCGUUGGUUUAUUGAAUGGGGCGAAGAGUUUUGCGAAACAAAAAAACAGUAUAUACAGAAACUAAAAACUGUAUGUGAAAAUAAGUGUAACAAUAAAUGUGAAGGAACAACAUGUGAGGAAUGCCAACAACAAUGUUCAAUAUAUCAUAAUUGGUUACAAAGUAAAGAAAAUGAAUGGAAGGGUCAAAAAAAUAAAUACGAAGAGGAAUUUGAAAAAAAUGGAUUAAUGUCCACUAAUAAUUUUUAUACGAAGAAAGAUCCUCAUGAAUUUUUAAAAAGUGAAGCAAGUGGAUGCGGUGAUGUCGAAUAUAAUAAUGUUUUCAAGAAAGAAGAUCACCAGUAUAACCCAUAUAAACAAAAAUGCAAAAAUUGUGCAACAAAUUUAAUUACAAAUAUUGUAGAAAAAAUUGAGAAACAGAAAAUCAAUAAAUCCAAGGGUCUUCCAGAACAACCAUCACAUAUAGAAAAUAUAUGUAACAAUGGAAAUGUAGAUUGUAACAAAGUGAAGAAUGUUGGUUUAAUAAAGGUUCCUAUGGAUCCAGAUAAUACAAAUAUUAACACUUAUCGUAAUAAAGAUGGAGAAAGGGAUAAUUGUGGGGGAAUACCUAGUAACACAUCACAAAUAGAGUGGAAAAAUAAAGAACAUAAAGAUUUGCGGCACUUGAGUAAAAUGGAUGAACGAAUGUACGUUUCCCCUAGGAGAAAAAAAUUUUGUGUAAAAGAUCUUGACAAAGCGACAGACGACAAAGAUUUAAAAGCUAGACUAUUAACUGUUGCUGCAAAUGAAGGUUAUAAUAUAUCUAUUAAAUAUGAUGAUUAUAAGAACAAAUAUGCUGUUCCUCCAUGUAAUGCAUUGAAAUAUAGUUUUUAUGAUUUUAAACAUAUAAUCCUAGGUGAUGAUCCGCUCGAACCAGACAACACUGGUACAGGAAAGAUACUGAAAGGUCUUUUUCAAAAAACAUUAGAAAGCAAUACUCAGGAUGAAAAUAAACUUAAUAAGAAACGUAAAGAAUUUUGGAAUGAAUACAAAAAGUGUGUAUGGGAAAUUAUGAAAUGCGGUUACGAUCGAGGAAAAGAAAAAGGAGGAAAUGCCCCCGAUAUUAAAAGUGGAUGUUAUAUGCCAACAGAAUUUGAUAAUUCCGAUCAAUUUUUGGUAUGGUUGACCGAAUGGUACGACGACUAUUGUCAUAAAAGAUACAAAUUGGUAGAGAAGGUGCAAGAAGCGUGUAACACAAAAGAGGAUGAUUUCAAAUGUAAUGAUGAUGAGUGUAAAAAAAAAUGCACAGAAUACAAAGAAUAUAUGGAGAAGAAAAGAAUUCAAUGGGGAAAACAAAGUCAGUACUAUAUUACCAAGAAAACAAGUGGACCUCCUGGUGUAAACAAUAAAGGAUAUACUAAAGAUAAUGCGACAGAAUACAUAAAAACUAAAUUUACUAAGAAUUGUAAUGCCCAAUCACAUGAUAAUUCACACAAUAGUGGUGAUGAAGUAAAACACAACAUCAAUUUGUUAGAACAACAACCCUAUUAUGAUGUAGAUUCACAUUGUGGGUGCAAAAAAUUUAUUGAUGAGGAUGACUAUACUAAAAUUUCGGGACAAAAUAAUUGUAAAGGGAUAAAAAAGGAAGCACUAGAGGAAAGGAAGGAAAAAGAAGAAUCUGGAAUUAAAUGGAAACAUAAAGGUGCGACGUAUGGAUAUAAUUAUUUGACUGAAUUGUCUAACGAUGUAUUGUUUUCUUCACGUAGACAAAAUAUUUGUUUCGAAGGACUAGACAACAAAUCCAAGGACAGAACAGUUAAAGUUGAAGAUAAAGUUACGUUGAGAAAAAGAUUAUUGCAAGUUGCUUCAACUGAAGGAUAUAAUUUAGGAGCAUAUUAUAAAGAAAAAGAAGACGAAAGUGGAAAAAGUAUUGAAGAAAAAAAAUAUACAUACGAGGUCAAACCUUGUAAUGCUAUGAAAUAUAGCUUUUAUGAUUUAAGGGAUAUAAUUCUAGGUACUGAUAAUUUAGAACCUGAUACCACAUCGACAGGUAGUAAUCUUAAAUCAAUAUUUGAAAAACAAGAUGGGGGAAAACAAGGUAAUGGUGAACCCGGUAGUGAUACGCGAAAAAUAUUUUGGAAUAAUAACAAAGAAUGUGUGUGGGAAGCAAUGAUAUGCGGAUAUAGAAAAGGUAGACUUACUAACGAUAGUCAACAAGAACUAGCAAAUUGUGUACGUAACGAUGAUGAUUAUCCUACAGGAAAUAAUCGCAAGGAAGGUACUUCAUACCAAUUUUUAAGAUGGUUUUCCGAAUGGGCAGAAGAUUUUUGCAAAAAACAAAAGAAAGACUUUGAAAAUUUACGAAAGGCCUGUGAUGAUUGUAAGGUUGAUGCAGGUGGAGGAACUAAUAUAAAAUGUAAGAACGAAUGUGAGGAAUGCAGAAAAGUUUGUCAAAAACAUAAAGAUUUUAUUCAAGAAUGGCGUCCGCAAUAUGAAAAACAAAGAAAAAAAUAUAGUGAGGAUAGAGGGAAGAAUAUAUAUAACGAUGUUCCUGUGGCAAAAGACGAAUCAAGUGCUCGACAUUAUUUAGACAAAAAAUUAAAAAAUAUUACAUGUAAUAGUGGUGUUGACUGUAAUUGUAUGGAUCAAACGACCACGAUACAAACCUCGAAAACACCUGGUAGUAAUGAUAUGCCUGCAUCGUUGGAUUAUCCGCCAGAUAAAUAUAAUACUCCGUGUACGUGUGGUGCUGCUGCCAAACCGGUCGCAGCGAAACCAGCUGCGGUGCGAUCUCCGACGGCUACGUCAGUACCUAAUAGUACUAGUCCUAACACUAAUCCGUGUGCCAAAAAAGGUGGUACCACACUCACCAUGAGUGUGGAUACGGUGGCGGAAACACUACAGGAGGAGGCAAAACAAAAAAUGGGUCAACGUGGUGGUACUAUUUUGACAGCUGAUGCAAUAAAAGGAAAAUACCAAAACAAUAAUAAGGAAUUUACGUUGGAGGGACACAUAUGUAAUAUAAAUAUCAAUCAUUCCAAUGCUCAAAAUACGUCUGGUUAUACAUAUAAAGGACCAUGUGAAGGCAAAGGUACAGGUAGGGGUAAAGACACAAGGUUUGAAAUAGGAACCCUGUGGGGAGAAUAUGACAAUGAAGUAAAUCCAAACAACAAAGGCCUUUUAUUUCCUCCUAGACGUCGUCAUAUGUGUACGUCGAAUUUAGAAUAUUUACUGAAUAAUGGCGAAGGUGCACUUCUAAAACAAAAUGAUGACAAUAUUAAUCAUUCUUUUUUGGGUGAUGUGUUGCUUUCUGCAAAUUUAGAAGCAAAAAAGAUAAAGGAAGAGUAUCAACCUCCAAAUGACAAUGAAGGUAUAUGCAGAGCAAUGAAAUAUACUUUUGCCGAUCUAGGUGAUAUUAUAAGAGGAAGAGACAUGUGGAAAGAUCAGUAUCAAAAAAAUAUACAAGCACAUUUGAAUCAUAUAUUUAAAAGGAUUAAAGACAAACAUCCUGGUAUCCAAGGAAAUUAUACCGAUCCUGAUGGUAUAUCAAUCCUACGUAAUGAUUGGUGGUCUGCUAACCGAGAUCAAAUAUGGAACGCAAUGAUGUGCAGUAACGGAUGUAGUGAUAAAGCCACACCGUUGGACGACUAUAUCCCCCAAAGAUUAAGAUGGAUGACCGAGUGGGCCGAAUGGUUCUGCGAGGCACAAAAACAAAAAUUUGAUGAGUUGGUGAAGGGAUGUAAAGGAUGUGAGAGUAUUAGUAAGGGUAAACCAUGUGCAAAUUGUUCACAAUGCCUACAGAAGUGCUCAGACUAUAAAAAAUUUAUUGAAACAUGGAAAGAACAAUGGGACAAAAUGAAUAAAAAAUACGAAACAUUAUACCAAGAAGCAAAAAACCAAAAUAGUGGUAGUGCUGCUCCUAAUGUUACUGAAGAUCAAAAAAUGGUUAACUUUCUGUCAAAAUUAAAAACUACAAAUAGUGGCACCAGUGUUACCAAUACCACUUAUUCUACUGCUGCAGGGUACGUUCAUGAAACAGCAUAUGUUAAGAAUUGUGAGAAACAAGAUGUUUUCUGUAAUAAUAAUAGCGAGAAGGAUAAAUAUGUUUUUGAGGAGUACCCAAAAGGUUAUAAGCAAGCAUGUGGUUGUCAGGAGCAUACAACAACAGCACCUGUGACAAGGGCAACACCGACACCAAAUGGGAUACAAUCAACAAUACCUACACCACAAACACAGAAUGUGGUGGCACCUGGACCCGCACAACAACAACAGACUAGACCACAAGGUCUCCCGCCGCCGACAUCAUCAUCGUCAUCAAAGGACACGGGAUUACCACCCGAAAAAUCUCAAGGAUCACGACGGGAUCCAAGCACUGGUGCACCCGGAACAAGUGACGAAACCACUAGUGGAACAGGAACCCAUACCCAAGGUAGUGUAGUCAAAACAGUAAAAGAACCUGCACCAGGACAGCAAGGAGUAUCGCAAACUAGAAAAAAUGAUCAGGGUGUUGAUAAUGCAGCAGGAUCACAAACGGCUCCAAGUAAUAGGGUUUUUCAUUCUGGUCAAUCUGUUCCUCCUCGUACUGGCAACGUUACUGACCCUGAUAGACCAGGUACUGUUUCUUCUUCUAGUGCUGGUAAUAUCCUUGCUUCUAAACAAACUAAUAUUAAUCCCGUUAAUAUCUCAACUAGUGGUGGCCAACGUGAUGUGGGACAAACACAAACACCUAAAAAAGGACAAACACCUAGCGAGCAAGAAUUGGAAAAAUGUCCUGAUAUAAAUCAUUCAUAUUGUAAUUAUUAUGGAGCAAAAAGAGGAACUGUUUGUCGUCAAAAAAAACUUAAUACAGAUUUGAGUACUUGGAGAGGUAGUCUUGUAAAAGUUCCUAUAGGUAUGAAAAACGAUAACUUAAUUCCUCCUAGAAGGAGACAGUUAUGUCUUAAUCAUUUGAAUAAGCUAAAUGAUCGAUCACUAAAUAAAGAAAUGUUAAAGGAAUAUCUUCUUCGUGAUGCAUCAAGCGAAGCAAAAAUAUUAUGGGAAAUAUAUAGUAAUGAUCAAAAAAAAGCCCUUGAAGCAAUGAAAUAUAGUUUUGCAGAUUAUGGAAAUAUUGUAAAAGGUAAUGGUAUGCUCCAUAAUUUUGAAUUUUUAGAACAAAAUAUAAAUACAUUAUUUAAAGAAAAUGGAACUGCAAAUGAAAGUACUAGUGUAACUGAAAAUCGCAAGAACUGGUGGAAAAAAAAUAAAAAAUAUGUUUGGAACAUAAUGAUGUGUCAUUACAAUGGAACGGACAAAAAAGUAGGUAGUUGUCCUCUUUACGAUGAUAUUGAUGAAAUACCUCAGUUCUUAAGGUGGAUGACCGAAUGGGCUGACGAAUUUUGUAAUGAAAAAAAAAACGAAGCACAGGCAUUAAUGAAGAAUUGCAUAAAUAAUUUUAAAAAUAAAAACUAUGAGAAAAUUGAUGAUAUUAAUUACAAAAAUUGUAAAUACUUAUUUAAAAAAUAUAAACAUUGGUAUAUUAGUAGAAAUCAACAAUGGAAAGGAUUAAAGGAUCAAUAUGUACAAUUUAAAUCUCUUGAUACAAAGGUUUCUGCUCAAUGGUACGGAAUAUCACAACAACUUGAAGAAAAAGAUGCUGAAGAAUAUGUGAAAAAAAAAUGUCCUAAAUGUAAUUGCAACUACAAUGAUUUGGAAUAUAUAACUAAUGUUAUAAAAGAACGUGAAGACGAAUUAUUAAAUGAAUUAAUUUUAAAAGCUAAAAUUGAUAGUAUUGUUCCUGAGGAAACAUACAUUUAUAAAAUUUUAUCUCUUGGUGGACAUGGUCCAGAAAUGGUAAAAUCAGCUAUUAAGACGGCUGAAAGUAUAAUUCCUCAAGCUGCAGAAAUUGCAAACGUAACUGCAUCAGCUGGAAUUAAACUUGCACAAGAAACAGCAACUUUUGGAUUAGGAGCUGCAAAAGAUAUUUUGAAUACACUUAAGGAGGUCGCUCCUGUUGUCCAACCUAGUAGUUCUAAUGGUGUUCAAGAUCCUUCGGGUAGUUACAAUUCUGGUCAUAGUGGUCUUAGAUCCACAAGGAACCAAAAUCCUGGCUCACCAAGAGCUACUAGUGGUGAUGAUAAUGCUAGUAGGCAUAGUAUUUCUUCCUCAUCAUCAAGUUCAUCAGGUAGUGGUCCGCGACAUGGUACCACUGGACAUGCAACAUCACACAAGGCAUCACCAAGUGCAAGAGCAGGAUUACCCGGACCAACAGGCGUAGUUGUUGCUCCAGGUGUGGGUGUUGCUCCAGGCGUAGGUGUUGCUCCAGGCGUAGGUGUUGCUCCAGGUGUGGGUGUUGCUCCAGGGGGAGGUGGAUCUGGUGUACCUAAUGGAGGACCAGCAUCAAUACAAGGAAAUUUUGUACCAGCGACAACUCAAUUAGCACAAGUACAACAAGCAACAGGAGCACAAGCAGCUCAUGGACCACAAGGACAACCCGGAAUAGGUAGAACCCCUGAAAAAGCUGUAAUAUCACAGACCUCACCCUCAAAUGAUAUAUCCCUAUUUGAAGUGAUAACAUCUGUUCAACUACCCCUUCAAGUAGGAUUUCUAUUAGGUGGGAUCGGAUUCCUUUUCUAUUACCUGAAGAAAAAACCCCAAACCGCAUCUGCCGAUAUAUUUCGUGUUAUUGAUAUCCCCCAAAACAAUUAUGGAAUACCUGAUGAAAAAUCUACCAAUGAAUAUAUAACAUAUAGUCGAUAUAAAGGAAAAACAUAUAUUUAUAUGGAAGGAGAAGAAAUGGACGAUUAUAUUGGAGAUAUAUCUUCCUCUGAUAUUACGUCUUUAUCAGAAAGUGAGUAUGAAGAGUUUGAUAUAAAUGACAUAUAUGUAUAUAAAUCGCCAAAAUAUAAAACGUUGAUCGAAUUGGUAUUAAAACCUAGUAAAUCAACACAGGAUGAUACACCUAUGUAUCAUGAGAAUGACAACAACAAAAUUACGGAUAAUGAAUGGAAUGAAGUAAAACAUGACUUUAUAUCUCAAUAUUUAAAUAAUAUAGUAUCUGACGUACCAUUAAAUAAUGCGUCACAAUCAGAUAAUAUUCCUAAGGAUGCCCAACCUGACAUAUUAGCAAAUAAUAUGGAAGAAAAACCUUUUAUUAUUUCGAUACAAGAUAGAUAUCUUGAUGGUAGUCGUGAGGAUGUUACUUAUAAUAUUAAUUGGAAUGUUCCAAAACAUAAGGAAGUAACUAUUAAUUCUAUGAAUGUUCCAAAAUACCGUUCAUCAAAUAAUAUAUAUGCUGGAAUUGAUUUAAUUAAUGAUUCGUUAAAUAGUAAUACUAAUCUUGAUAUUUAUGAUGAAUUGCUCAAAAGAAAAGAAAACGAAUUAUUUGGGACAAAACAUUCAAAAAAUACAUCAACAAAAGUGUUUGCCAAACAGAUAUAUGAUGAUCCUAUAAAUAAUCAACUAGACGUUUUCCAUAAAUGGCUAGAUAGACAUAGAAAUAUGUGCAAUAAAUUGAAUCAUAAGGAAGAAAUAUUAAGUAAAUUAAAAGAUGUGUGGAAUAAAUCAAAUAACGAACAUAUAUUUGAUAUACCACAAUCAACUCAUAAUGAAAUUAAUGAUGAAACAUAUAAUAUGAUUAAUACAAACACUCAUAAAAGUAAUGAUAUAACAUCUCUUGAACAACUUAGAUCAAUAUAUAACAAACCUAGCGAUAUUACAUAA